Messenger RNA from Xenopus tropicalis (tropical clawed frog), 9848 nucleotides. It is a transcript of the gene ascc3, whose product is annotated as activating signal cointegrator 1 complex subunit 3. NCBI's taxonomy places the organism in Eukaryota, Metazoa, Chordata, Amphibia, Anura, Pipidae. Gene Ontology annotation, cellular component: RQC-trigger complex; nuclear speck; cytosol. The record is from RefSeq and is marked validated. Gene Ontology annotation, molecular function: ATP binding; helicase activity; 3'-5' DNA helicase activity.
CCACGGUCUCGCGUGAUGAGACUUGCGGUGCCGGGUUUUCUGUAAGACAGCAAAGGAGCUUGCUAUUAACAGCUUGUGGGACCUAAACGUGGACAGAACAGCCCCUUGGGCACGAUUGCUGAGGCAGCAAUUGCUUGUUCCUUCCAGAGGAAGGGUACCUGUCACCCUCAGAAAAAAAUCCAAAUUCUUUUCUAUCAGCUCUUCCACGUGGCAGCAGAAUCUAAUUUUUCAUCCUAUGGAUCACUGAAUAAGGAAGAGAUGGUUUUACCUCGUCUCACAGGAGCUCUGCGUUCUUUUUCAAAUGUCACCAGGCAAGAUGAUUACAGGGGAGACUCGUCAGACCUGAUGACCAAAAGAUCAAAGUUGCGUGAACAAGUUUUGGAGUCUGACCUUACUUGGAAGAAAAUAACUCAAUUUAUCACUGGCAAUGUGGACAAGAAGGAGCAUGAAGAAAUAAAAGAGAACUUUAAAGAAAUAUUACAGGCGGCGAAACAGAUUGUGGGUACUGACCAUGGUCAAGAAGCAAUUGAAAGUGGAGCAUCAUACCUUUUCAAGAUUUUCAAUGAUAAGGAUGGUAUUGGCCAGAUUGAGACUAUGGCUAUCAAACAAAUGUUUGGACCUUUUCCAUCUUCAUCUGCUACAGCAGCAUUCAAUGCAAUAUAUAAUAUUGUGUCCAGGCUUAAUGAGGACAAACUAAAGAAGCUUCUACUUCUUUUCGGGGAACAAAGGGAUGAAGGUUCAGAAUUCUUUGGAAAAAAUCUGAAUUUUUCAUUAGACAUGUACGCACUAGAGGAGACCGAGGAUAUGCCUUUAAACUGGAAUACUGAAACCAAAGACAUAAGUUUGGAUUUUAGAAAAUUUCAUAGUGAUCACAUAGAAACACCUGAUGGCACAUCUGGCGGCCAGGCAAGACACAACAGAACUUAUGAAACUGAGGAUGACAGUUCAUUUCUAUAUGAUGAAGUGAAGAAAUAUGUUAUGCAUAACUUACAAAGCAGUUCUGGUGGUCCCACAGUUAAUGAUUUGUGUAGUACUUUAUUUGAGAUGCUUGCAUCUACCAAAAGUAAUGAUGAGCUUCAGAAUGAGUUGUUUGAACUCUUGGGCCCUGAAGGGUUAACCUUCAUUGAAAUGUUACUUCAGCAAAGGCAAAAAAUUGUGGAGAGAUCUCUGAACUACGAUAACAAAAUGUAUACGUCUCAAGAGCAGCGCAUGAGAAAUUAUGGGGAAAACACAAAACCUAAUUAUGGAUGUCAAGUUACCGUUCAGUCUGAGCAGGAGAAGCAGCUAAUGAAACAGUAUCGUCGAGAAGAAAAAAGAAACGCCAAGCGAGAAAAACGGCUGGGAGAUGACGGAGACAUUUCAGGGGAAGGACUUGUAGGCUUUGAUCCCAGAGAGUUACGGAUGCAAAGAGAACAUGCACUUUCCAAUGCGCGGACCAUGCCAAUUUUAGGAAAAGAAAGAGACUAUUGGGAAAGGAUUAAAUAUCCACAUGUUUAUGAUUCACAUGCCGAAGCCAUGAAAACAUCUGCAUUUAUUGGUGGUGCAAAGCUACUUCUCCCAGAGGGGAUUCAAAGAGAAAACAACAAAAUUUUUGAAGAAGUAAAAAUCCCUGUUUCUGAACCAAUGCCUAUUGGAUUUGAAGAGAAACCAGUUUACAUCAAAGAUUUGGACGAGGUUGGACAGCUUGUUUUCAAAGGAGUUAAACGCCUAAAUCGUAUACAGUCCAUUGUGUUUGAGACAGCUUAUAACACCAAUGAGAACAUGCUUAUCUGUGCACCUACUGGAGCUGGCAAGACCAACAUCGCUAUGUUGACUGUUUUGCAUGAAAUCCACCAAAAUAUUGAACAAGGUGUUAUAAAAAAGGAUGCAUUUAAGAUUGUAUAUGUAGCUCCUAUGAAGGCCCUGGCAGCCGAGAUGACAAAUUAUUUCAGCAAGCGUCUAGAGCCACUGGGUAUCAGUGUGAAAGAGCUGACUGGUGACAUGCAGCUGUCAAAAGGUGAAAUUUUACGAACCCAGAUGCUAGUUACCACUCCUGAAAAGUGGGAUGUAGUUACCAGAAAGAGUGUUGGUGAUGUUGCCCUGUCCCAACUUGUGAGACUAUUAAUAUUGGAUGAAGUGCAUCUGCUUCAUGAAGACAGAGGCCCUGUAUUGGAAAGUUUGGUAGCACGAACAUUGCGACAGGUGGAAUCAACACAGAGUAUGAUCAGGAUUCUGGGUCUUUCCGCUACUCUUCCCAAUUACCUAGAUGUGGCUUCGUUCCUGCAUGUCAAUCCUUUCAUUGGCCUUUUCUUUUUUGAUGGACGUUUCCGGCCUGUUCCUCUCGGGCAAACAUUUAUUGGAAUAAAAUCAACCAACAAGACUCAACAACUCCAUGACGUGGAAGAGGUUUGUUAUGAAAACGUUUUGAAGGAAAUUAAAGCUGGAAGACAGGUUAUGGUUUUUGUUCAUGCUAGAAAUUCAACUGUGAGAACUGCAAUGGCCUUGAGAGAACUUGCUAAAAACAAUGGGCAUAUUUGCUAUUUCUUACCGAAUCAAGGACCUGAAUAUGGGCAAGCAGAAAAGCAGGUGCAAAGGUCCAGAAAUAAGCAGCUAAGAGAGUUGUUUCCAGAUGGAUUUAGUAUUCAUCACGCAGGCAUGCUGCGGCAAGAUAGGAGUUUGGUGGAAAACCUUUUUUCACAGGGACAUAUCAAAGUCCUGGUUUGUACAGCCACAUUAGCCUGGGGUGUCAAUCUCCCUGCUCACGCUGUUAUCAUUAAGGGUACACAGAUCUAUGAUGCCAAAAGAGGCUCGUUUGUUGACCUUGGAAUCCUAGAUGUCAUGCAGAUAUUCGGCCGUGCUGGUCGCCCUCAGUUUGAUAAGUUUGGAGAAGGAACCAUCAUUACAACUCACGAUAAGCUUAGCCACUACCUGACUCUUCUUACACAGCAAAAUCCUAUAGAAAGUCAGUUUCUUGAAAGCCUCGCUGACAAUCUCAAUGCAGAGGUUGCACUUGGAACAGUCACUAACGUGGAAGAAGCAGUGAAGUGGCUGAGUUACACUUACCUUUAUGUACGGAUGAGAGCAAAUCCUUUAGUUUAUGGCAUCAGUCACAAAGUUUAUCAGAUGGAUCCUGCAUUAGAGAAGCACAGGGAACAGCUGGUAAUUGAAGCAGGGCGUAAGUUGGACAAAGCUCGUAUGAUUCGAUUUGAAGAGAGAACGGGAUUCUUUUCCUCAACAGACUUGGGUAGAACUUCAAGUCACUUUUACAUUAAAUACAACACAAUUGAGACAUUUAAUGAAUUAUUUGAUGCCCACAAAACAGAAGGGGAUAUAGUGGCUAUUGUGUCAAAAGCUGAGGAAUUUGAGCAGAUUAAGGUGCGUGAUGAGGAAAUUGAAGAACUAGAACACCUAAUUCACAAUUACUGUGAACUACAUGUGGCUGGUGGAGUAGAAAACAGUUAUGGAAAGAUAAACAUUCUUCUUCAGACCUACAUUGGCAGAGGGGAAAUAGACAAUUUCUCACUCAUCUCUGAUUCUGCUUAUGUUGCUCAGAAUGCUGCUCGAAUAGUCCGCGCUCUGUUUGAGAUUGCACUAAGAAAACGAUGGCCUGCAAUGACCUAUAGGCUUCUGAACCUUAGCAAAGUCAUUGAUAAGCGCCUGUGGGGCUGGGCUAGCCCCCUAAGGCAGUUCUCUGUUCUUCCGCCUUCUGUUCUGUCAAAACUAGAGGAGAAGAAAUUGACCAUAGAUAAACUGAAAGACAUGAGAAAAGAUGAAAUUGGUCACAUGCUGCAUCAUGUGAACAUCGGGCUAAAGGUGAAACAAUGCGUCCAUCAAAUUCCAUCCAUUACAAUGGAAGCCACUAUCCAACCAAUUACCCGAACGGUCCUCCGAGUUCGACUGAACAUCAAUCCUGACUUUAAAUGGAACGAUCAGGUGCAUGGAACUGUUGGUGAGCCUUGGUGGAUAUGGGUUGAAGAUCCAACUAAUGACCACAUCUAUCAUUCAGAAUAUUUCCUUCUCCAAAAGAAACAGGUUGUCACCAAAGAACCCCAACUGCUGGUGUUUACGAUACCAAUUUUUGAGCCCUUACCUUCUCAGUACUAUAUUCGAGCCAUAUCAGACAGAUGGUUAGGAGCUGAAGCAGUAUGCAUCAUUAAUUUUCAACAUUUAAUUUUGCCAGAGAGACAUCCUCCUCACACUGAAUUGUUGGACCUUCAGCCAUUGCCGAUCACAGCCUUGGGUCAUAGCCAUUAUGAAGCUCUCUACAAAUUUACGCACUUUAACCCAGUACAGACUCAGAUCUUUCACACGCUCUAUCACACAGACUCCAAUGUUCUUCUUGGGGCACCCACAGGCUCUGGGAAGACUGUAGCUGCUGAACUGGCCAUUUUCCGGGUCUUUAACAAGUAUCCAACAUCUAAGGCUGUGUACAUUGCUCCGCUCAAGGCCUUGGUACGUGAGAGAAUAGAGGAUUGGAAAGUCAGAAUUGAAGAAAAACUUGGUAAAAAGGUUGUGGAACUGACAGGUGAUGUUACCCCUGAUAUGAGGGCCAUUGCUGAGGCCGACUUAAUUGUUACAACCCCAGAGAAAUGGGACGGAGUCAGUAGAAGUUGGCAAAACAGAAGUUACGUUCAGAAAGUUUCCAUACUCAUAAUUGAUGAAAUCCAUUUGCUUGGGGAUGAGAGAGGGCCAGUGUUAGAGGUGAUUGUAUCUCGUACAAAUUUCAUUUCAUCACACACUGAGAAAACUGUUCGGGUUGUUGGUCUAUCAACAGCUUUAGCUAAUGCCCGGGACCUUGCAGAUUGGCUGGGAAUUGGUCAGAUGGGACUGUUUAAUUUCCGGCCUUCGGUUCGACCAGUUCCGUUGGAAGUUCACAUUCAGGGUUUCCCAGGCCAACAUUAUUGUCCACGAAUGGCUAGUAUGAACAAACCUGCAUUUCAAGCCAUUAGAAGCCAUUCACCUGCGAAGCCAGUCCUUAUCUUUGUGUCAUCCAGGCGUCAGACCCGACUAACUGCCUUAGACCUGAUUGCAUUUUUGGCAACAGAAAAUGACCCUAAGCAGUGGUUAAAUAUGGAUGAAAGAGAGAUGAAUGAUAUUAUUGGAACAUUAAAAGAUUCCAAUCUGAAACUGACUCUUGCAUUUGGCAUUGGAAUGCAUCAUGCAGGCUUACAUGAACGGGAUCGACGGACAGUGGAAGAGUUGUUUGUCAACUGCAAAAUUCAAGUCCUUAUUGCCACUAGUACAUUGGCAUGGGGUGUGAAUUUUCCAGCCCAUUUAGUAAUUGUAAAAGGAACAGAAUUUUAUGAUGGAAAGACAAGACGCUAUGUGGAUUAUCCCAUUACAGAUGUACUUCAAAUGAUGGGUCGUGCUGGUAGACCUCAGUUUGAUGACCAGGGGAAAGCUGUGAUCUUGGUCCAUGAUAUAAAAAAAGAUUUUUACAAGAAGUUCCUGUAUGAGCCAUUCCCAGUAGAGUCAAGUUUGUUGGAAGUAUUGUCCGACCAUCUAAACGCAGAGAUUGCAGCCGGAACCAUUACAUCAAAGCAAGACGCAAUGGACUAUAUCACAUGGACAUACUUCUUCCGUAGACUCAUGAUGAACCCAAGUUAUUACAACUUGGAAGAUGUUGGACAUGAAUCGAUGAACAAAUUUCUUUCAAAUCUUGUAGAAAAGUCACUGAUUGAUUUGGAAUGUUCCUACUGCAUAGAGAUAGCAGAGGAUAAUCGAAGCAUUGAGCCCCAGACCUAUGGGCGCAUUGCUUCCUACUACUACUUAAAGCACCAAACUGUCCGGAUGUUCAAGGACCGCUUAAAAUCAGAUUGCAGUGUAGAAGACCUACUCUCCGUACUUUCUGAUUCUGAGGAAUAUGCUGAUCUCCCAGUAAGGCACAAUGAGGACCAAAUGAACAGCGAGUUGGCUAGACACCUUCCUAUUGAAGUUAAUCCUCAUUCGAUGGAUAGUGGCCACACCAAGACACAUCUGCUUUUACAAGCCCAUUUUAGUAGGGCUAUGUUACCCUGUCCUGAUUAUGCCACUGACACCAAAUCUGUUUUGGAUAAUGCCAUCAGAAUUUGCCAGGCAAUGCUGGAUGUUGCAGCUCACCACGGCUGGCUUGUGACAGCUUUAAACAUUGCUCAUUUGGUGCAAAUGGUGGUUCAGGCUCGAUGGGUAAAUGAUCCUUGUCUGAUAACAGUGCCGAACUUAGAGAAGCAUCAUCUUCAUCUAUUUAGCAAAUGGAACCAAGGAAAGCGGAAAGCUAUCUCAGGAGAUUUCACAGGCCCCAUUGAAUGCCUCCCGGAGCUGAUUGCUGUAUGUGGUGGAAGGGAAGAUAUUUUCUCCAGCAUUCUAGAGCAUGAUGUGCAAGUGACACAAAUAUCCCAGGCAUGGAAUUUUGUAUCAAACCUUCCAGUGAUUGACGUUAGUCUCUGUAUCAAAGGCUGGUGGGAGAAUGAAAGCCAGACAUUGCCUAUUCAUACUGUACCCCCAGGAACACAAGACAAAAAAUGGAUGAUGCUUCAUGCCGAUCAAGAAUAUGUGCUUCAAGUAAAUCUGCAGAGAAUUCGUACAGGAUACAGAAAGGGAAGACAGGACAGCAAAGCAAUUGCCCCUAAAUUUCCCAAAGCCAAAGAUGAAGGAUGGUUUUUAAUUUUGGGUGAAGUGGACAAGAGAGAACUUGUUGCAUUAAAAAGAAUUGGAUAUGUUCGGAAUAGGAAUUCUGUAUCGGUGGCAUUCUACACUCCAGAAAGCACGGGAAGGUAUAUUUAUACAUUAUAUUUGAUGAGUGAUAGCUAUCUUGGCAUGGACCAACAGUACGACAUAUAUCUAAACAUUGUCCCAGCUAGUAUAUCAGCACAAGUCAACUCCGAGGUCACUGGGGCUCUCGGCACUCUGGCUCUGCAGUAACCUGAUCCCACAAUGCUACUGGAAGAACUGAUUUUUUUCUGUAAAAACAGCUGUUAAUUCAUUCUGGGCUGCAAGAAAACUGCCUCAUGCUUCCCUGGAGAAAUCAACUUUCAACCUCAGCGCACUUAAGAAUUUGGAUGGGUUCACUGGAUCACCUUGUAAAUGCUGUAAACACGUUGCCAAAUGGGCCUUACAGAUUGCUGCCAUUUUACAAAAUGAGUGGACCAUGUAUUUCUGUUGUAAUUAUGCAGAAUGUAAAAAAAAAAUACUAUUGGCUGCAUUAAGUAACAGUAAUGUUCAAUUGAUGGGAUCAAUCAAGGACUGAGUCUUUAGUAGGUAUUGUGCUGAAUUCUGAUUGCGCUCAGUUCUUGUAACAGUACAAUAACCUGAACACAGAAUAUCUGUUUGCCAGAAAUUUAAGAACACUUCACAGGCAGUUUGUUAACUUAAUUGUUGAUUACUGUUUACCUGUAAGAUACAAAUGACUCUGUCUGAAAUAAUGUUUUGUUGUAAGUUAUGUCAGCCUGGCAUUAUGUAUGGUUUUUGGGUUUGUUUUUUCCCAAUAAUAUUUCUGGAAAUGCCAAGAAUGUUUAUACUAUAUAUAUAUAUAUAUAUAUAUAUAUAUAUAUAUAUAUAUAUAUAUUAAUACAUACAUACCAGCAGCCAUGCACAUUUAUACAGUAUCUAGCAACAGUUUAGUAAAAUAAAUUCAUAAGUUGCCAUCCAAAGAACAUACAUGUGCAAUAUAACAUAUUCUCAGCCAUUUUUGCAAUAUUCUGUUAUUGUUAUAAAUGCUGUUCUGCUUAAAUCCUGGCUUUGAAUUACCCGGUAUAUGCAGAGAAAUUGUGUUUUUAUUCUAAGCUGCGGUGGAGCUACAGUUUCCCAGCUGGAUCUUUAGUUCUGGCUACAAACAAACAAGCUGGGCGAUUCUGGCAAAAGUAACCCAGUUGGAUGAGUUGUUCCUAAUUGUUUUCAAGGAAACAAAAACACAAACUGCAUGGUUCUGACACAAUUUUAGCUCAAUUUGAAUGUCAUGCCAUUGAGAUGAAUAGAAAUGACACUGUCUGGCUCAUCAGAUCACAUUUAACUAACUGUAUUCUAUGGCUUUGGCAGGUCCUUGCAACUGGCAUCACUGGUCUUAUUUGCUGUACUGUAUUCAACUCGUAAAGCUAAUGGCUAGUUUUAAUGGGAUAAAAAAUUGGCAGUUUUACUACGAUGUAGACAUUACUACUUGUAAGACAAUUCAUUAUUUUUUUUAACUAUUUGCCUCACUGUUCUGCCUCUCCAUUUAGGCAGUGUCAGUGAUCCCACCAACCUAAAAUAGGUUAUUCUCAAGGCUAGAUUUGCACCAAUUAAUACCAAACUGAAGUAAAAACUGAGUAAAAACUUACAAUUACAAACUCAGAAAGAACAAUUAAAAAAAAGGCCAGUAAACGAGAUUUGUCACCCAUGGUUAAAUCUGGGAUACUGCGGGCAAUAAAUCUCUCCAAAGUGCUUUCCCAUCAGCUAUAAAGUGAAUAACCGGCAAAACAUAUCGAUCUACCACCCAUAAAAUUGUCUUGUAAUAUCACUGUAUAGAGUUAAUAUCAUGGUGGACAUCUUAUGUUAUGGCUAUAAUACAUAUGGUGAGAUAGCAAGCUUAUUGUCCAGAGAUAUUUCUGAAGCAGUCUGGGCUAAAAAGUGAAUAAAAUACCCACUUUUGUAAAAUAUAAGGAUAUUAUAAGUCACAGAGAAGUUCCAUACAGGUCAUUGAACUAUCACCAAGGUGAUAAAUAUCCUUGUAUUUUUCAUCAGGUGGUAUUUUAUGUAUUAUAAUACACAAGUUUUAGUGAUUGCUGUGACAAAUGACAUCACUACGCACCAUUUAUAAGGAUAUAAUUUGCAGGAUAUUUAUGGGUCUUGUGUAUUAUAUAAUUUUAAUGUUCCUUUUGCAUCCCAUUGAGCUUGUAGGUUUCUUCCAGUGUUCUUUUCCUUAUCCCUAUUAAAAAUCCAUGAACAUUUAUAUUUUUUGGCUUUGUUAUGAUUAUAUAAAUUAAUUUGCCAUUGCCUUCUAAUUAUUCUUGGUAUUUUUUUAAGUGUUUUUAGAUCUCAAUUGGAAAGAACACUGUGAGUACCCAGAGUAUGUUAGCUGGUAUUCAAAGCCAGGCUAAAACCAUAAGAUAUCUUAGUGUUUAAUAUUCACAAGCCACAGGCCUUAGAGGUUUCUUAAGUGGUGGCAUUGGCAAAAUGGCAAGAUUUUUUUCCUGUGACGAUGUCCAUUCUGCUUCCAUUUAGCUGUUGUUGAAGUAUAACUUCCACCAGACUUCAUGCCCUCUGGGGGGUAGCAGCUAGGCUUUUAUGUUAUUAAAUUGGCUUUGUCAGCCAGGCCUUUUGCGUUACCUUCGGACUCUCUGACUUCAGCCCUUGAAAUUGUAUUCAUUUCUUUUGCGGCUACAUUACUUGGGCACAUAGCUAUACUAACUGCUGAUUGUGUAUUAGCGCAGUAAAUUAAUGUAGCAUUGAUUACAGUGGUUUUCUCCCAUUUUACCUUUGCCUUCUCAUGUGUAGUCCCCUGGGUGUUGCUUAUUUUAAAACCUGCAAUAUUAGGUAUGCCUCAGCUUUCACCGCAGUUUCUAAAACCCAGGAAGACCACAUGGAUUUCUGGUAGUUGUAGUUCAACUUUUAGCUGAAGGUGAGCACUAGGUUGUAAAUGUCUGUAAGACGGAUAUUGGAACUGAAUAUUUGUUUGCUGGAAUCUCUCUCUUUAUAAAUACAUCUCUUCACAGUGGCUACAACAGUUUGUUGGAGCUGCUGGUAGUUGUCGCUCAGUAGGCACACAAGGUGAUGAAAGCUGCUAAGGUGAGCAGGCCCUUAUACACAGCUCAUGUAUAGCUGAUUAGAAAUUAGUGUUGACAAAAUGAAUGGAUGGUUAAAAAUGCAACUUUGCUUUUGUUGUUCUAGAUACAAAUAAAUGGAAAUAAAUCAUUAAA